CACAGAUCUAGCUUUUUGCUUUUGAUUGACAACUGACAACGUCCCAGCCAACCCACAAAAACUCCAUCACCAUCUCACGCCGACCAACUCGCAGAUCUGGAAUCGUCACUCUCCUUACGAAACAUUAAUUUUCUGCUACGGCACCGACUCCAACAUCGCAUCGCAGCCCCCUCACUCACCCAGUACUCUCCUUCGUCCCACGCUACCUGUUUCAUUUCAUCAACUGCUGCCACCACCACCAGCUAUUCUUUCUACCCACUAAUUACGACUCACACUUGGCACUACACGCGACAACGACUCUCCGCAAACAGAGAGCAACCCGCAUCUAACAGUGUAACGAAAUAUCUCAGGCAUGCUUAGGGAGAGAAAGAAUCAAUAAUUAGUUGAGCGCGUAGGACGUUGCGAUGGCUUCCCGGGAUGCCCGACCACGUUCCACCGACUUUGACAACGCCUUUGCAGAUUCCCAGUAUACAAGGUCUGAUGCAGGCGAUGGCGCGAGUAUCCUUUCAUCGCGAAUGACUGAUAUAGCCUCGGAGGAUGGAAGAGAUGAUGUCCCUACACCGACUGGUAGACCUAGCCAGACUCAUGCUCCAGGGCAACGACAAAGCGUAGCGAUGGGAGAUGGGGUGUCGAGGCCAAACACGGCCAUGACGGGUGUCUCUUCAACAACACGAGGGGGAUGGUCAAACUCGAAUCCAUCGAGAGCUCGUUUUCCCAAGUCAGGAAGCAUUUCUUCAUCAGUGGGAGCUCCACCAAGGAGUUCAGGUGGCGGUCGGACGCAUGUGCCAUCUCUAAUGUCGCAUGCUUUUUUUCAUCCUAUGAAUGCCCAACGAUUACAAGCACAACGAGGUUCAAGAACAGUCAUAGCUCAGCAAAGUGAAGAUGGAUAUGCUGAAGCAGGGGGCGAUCCAGCAAGACACAGCAUCACUUCAAACCAUACUGCAAUUCAAAUAACCAACCCACAAGGAGAAAAUGGACCAGUACCACCAUCAAGAGGCACCGAAAUAACGGAUCAGGGCACGGCCGAUAGGCUGAUUGCUAAUACAAGUCCUACUCAAGGCCAUCGUGCGAAUGGAAGUCUGUCAGAGAGCGUUCGACCUCUUCAACGUCCUACUGGCAACAACCAUCAAGGUCUCAGUUUGAACGUCGACAAAGGGUAUAAAUUGGGCGACAAUCUCCCUGCGCCGUCGAAAUCUCCUCGGUCAUUUCGAUCAAGCUUCUUGUUACCAUCCAGAGAUAAUCCCCCCGGAAGCCCAGAUCGAAGUACGAGGGGGAGAGAGAAACUGGCUUCGGUUGCCUCGUCUCCAGGCUUGACAGCAGAUAUUCAAAAGCCGGAAGCAGAACCAGCAAGACUUGGACUCAAUUAUCAGUACUUUACUGGUAAUACGAUAUUCUGCUGGGGUGGUCGAUUACAAAAUACUCGAAGCAAGCCGAUCAAUGUUUUCACUGGACUGUUAGUUGUAACGCCAGUUCUCCUUUUCUUCGUGUUUUCUGCUUCGUUCUUGUGGCACAAUGUAUCUCCUGCGCUUCCUAUUAUAGUAGCGUAUGUAUCUUACAUUACCAUGUCAUCUUUCAUUCAUGCUUCUGUUUCUGAUCCUGGCGUAAGACUUCCAUUUUACUUCUAUUAAAUUUAUAUUGACAAAGUUAGAUUUUCCCUCGGAACCUCCACCCGAUGCCACCCCAGAAUGAAAAUGAGGAUCCAUUGACUAUAGGUCCUACUAUGAAUGAUUGGGCUAUGAUAAAGUCAGCUCAAUCAAAGUCGGCCGCGAUGGAAGUACCCACAAAAUACUGUAAGACUUGCAAUCUUUGGCGGCCACCUCGAGCACAUCAUUGUCGAAUCUGCGACAAUUGCAUCGAGACCCAGGAUCAUCAUUGUGUUUGGAUCAACAAUUGUGUCGGCCGGCGCAAUUACCGUUACUUUUUUACCUUCAUCACAGCCUCUACACUUCUGGGUCUCUUGAUAUCGGGAGCAUGUCUAGCUCAUCUAUUCGUUUAUAAGAACAUGAACAACGUUUCCUUCAACACGUCACUCAAACACUACUCUCGUGGUGGUGCUCUCUUCCUUGUUAUUUAUGGAUUUCUCGCCUUCCUAUACCCAGCAGCGUUGACGUGCUAUCACUUUUUCCUGAUGGGUCGUGGGGAAACCACAAGAGAAUACCUCAACUCUCACAAAUUCCUUAAGAAAGAUCGCCAUCGUCCUUUCAACCAGGAAAGUAUUAUCAAGAACUGGCUUGUGGUCCUUUGUCGGCCGCGACCUCCCACCUACAUGGAUUUCAAGCAAAGAUACGAAGAAGGAGAUCAACGAUUUGGUGAACGGAGGGUCAAACGUACUACUCCUCCGCGACAGGAAUUUCAAGGUGGUACCGGAGCGGAGAUGGAAAUGCAGAAUGUGGGAUCUGGGAAUCAUAAUCUCGGGUUUCAAGGUCCUGCGUCGUUGAGAGCGGAGAGAUCUUGAUAAUCAUUUUUGGGUUUGGUUUGGUUCGGUUUGUCUGUUUGCGGGGUGUUACAUAAUUUUUGAAUGAAAAGGUUUAGAGUCCUGGUUUUCCUGUCUCCUCCUUUUGUUCCCCUCCUUAGCGAUUCUCAUUUUCUUUCUCUCCUUUUCCUACUCUGAGCUCCUACUUCGAGGUAGUCUCUUUCAUGUCGAGUGGUGGUGGAUUGCGUGGGAACCGUGGACCUGGAUAGAU
Hymenoscyphus albidus is the source of this 2684-nucleotide messenger RNA. The record is from the annotation of a GenBank genome assembly. Lineage: Eukaryota; Fungi; Ascomycota; Leotiomycetes; Helotiales; Helotiaceae.